GUCGGUGUUUCGGAAUGUUCAUGUUAGAAAGUGGAAGUGAGGAGCGUUAGCGAGAGCUGCUCGAAUUCAAUUAAAAAACGGCUUAAUUAAUUAAAUCCGAUCAGGAUGAUUGAGAUCUCGAGCAGAAUGUGAGAGACGGAUGGAAAACAUCAUGCUGAUCAAACGCAUCAGCCGCAGUAUCGGCCGGGCGAAGGUGGCCCAUGCAGUGGUGGUCAUCUUCUUGGAGUUUUUCGCCUGGGGUCUCCUGACCACCCCGAUGCUGACGGUCCUACAUGAAACAUUUCCACAGCACACGUUCCUCAUGAACGGCCUCAUUCAGGGCGUCAAGGGGUUUCUGUCGUUCAUGAGCGCUCCUCUGAUCGGUGCCUUGUCUGAUGUUUGGGGCAGAAAGAGCUUCCUGCUGCUCACAGUGUUUUUCACCUGCGCCCCCAUCCCACUAAUGAGGCUCAGCCCAUGGUGGUUUUUUGCUCUGAUGUCCGUAUCUGGACUUUUCUCUGUUACAUUCUCUGUCAUAUUUGCGUAUGUGGCUGAUAUUACAGAAGAGAAUGAAAGAAGCACAGCAUAUGGACUGGUUUCUGCCACGUUCGCAGCGAGUUUAGUGAUGAGUCCGGCUAUAGGAGCGUUCCUGUCCUGGCGGUACGGAGACAGUCUGGUGGUUCUUCUGGCCACCAUCAUCGCAGUGGCUGAUAUUCUCUUCAUUCUGCUGGUGGUGCCCGAGUCCCUGCCGGACAAAAUGAGACUGUCAUCGUGGGGUUCGCCUAUUUCCUGGGAGCAGGCCGAUCCUUUUGCUUCUCUGAGGAAGGUGGGUAAAGACUCCACAGUGCUCCUGAUCUGUGUCACAGUGUUCCUGUCGUAUCUCCCCGAGGCCGGACAGUAUUCCAGCUUCUUCCUCUAUCUGGGACAGGUCAUUAACUUCUCCUCACAAACGAUUGCUGCGUUUAUUGCGAUGGUGGGAAUCCUGUCCAUCGUAGCGCAGACGUUACUGUUAAGCGUUCUGAUGAAGAAGAUUGGGAAUAAAAACACCGUGCUGCUGGGACUCGGGUUUCAGUUGUUCCAGCUGGCCUGGUACGGCUUCGGGUCUGAAGCAUGGAUGAUGUGGGCGGCCGGUGCCGUCGCUGCCAUGUCCAGCAUCACUUUUCCAGCCGUGAGCGCGCUGGUGUCUCACUGCACGGAUCACGACCAGCAGGGAGCCGUUCAGGGCAUGAUCACAGGGAUCCGAGGUCUGUGUAACGGACUCGGCCCGGCUCUGUUCGGAUUCAUUUUCUUCCUCUUCAAUGUGGAACUGAAGGAGAUGAGCCCCGUGGAUCCGAGCCCCGUCUCACCCGACACUGAAGAGAAGCGUGCGAUUCCUGGUCCUCCCUUCCUCUUCGGUGCUUGUACAGUUCUUCUGGCUCUGCUGGUGGCGGUUUUCAUCCCGGCUCAACACGCUCCGGCGGUGAAGACCUGCAGCACGCGUGUGAUGACGGAGUCUGCGAGCGGCGUCACGGAGAACGGAUCGGUUCCUGUGAGCGACGAAGACAACGAGCCUCUUUUACAGGACAGCAGUUUAUAAACCCAACACACUGCAAACAAUGAUUCUCUUACUUAGUGUUUUUGUCUUGUUUUCUAGUGUAAACAUCUAAAAAACUACUUGAAUCAAGAUGAAUUUACUGUACAAGUGAAAUUACUUAAGAUAUUAUGUCUUGU
This is a messenger RNA of Onychostoma macrolepis, 1686 nucleotides long. It is a transcript of the gene slc71a2b, whose product is annotated as major facilitator superfamily domain containing 14Bb. Gene Ontology annotation, molecular function: transmembrane transporter activity. The record is from RefSeq and is a predicted model, not a curated record. Bases 140 to 1552 code for a protein of 470 amino acids. Lineage: Eukaryota; Metazoa; Chordata; Actinopteri; Cypriniformes; Cyprinidae. The transcript has 12 exons. Gene Ontology annotation, cellular component: membrane. Gene Ontology annotation, biological process: transmembrane transport.